CAUUUCAUAGAGCAGUCGCAGAGGUCGGCUACCUGUCUGACUCUCGCCCGGUUAGCGUGAACAGUUCGUUCAGUAUCUACACGUUGUUGCUGUAAAUAUCCAAAUUCCAAAUGGCUGCUUACCAAUUAGUUCUGAUUCGCCACGGGGAGAGCUGCUGGAACCAAGAAAAUCGCUUCUGCGGCUGGUUCGACGCUGACCUUAGCGAAACUGGGAUUCAGGAGGCAAGGAGAGGCGGACAGGCUUUAAAAGAUGCUGGGUUUGAGUUUGACAUUUGCUACACUUCUGUUCUGAAGAGGGCCAUCCGUACAUUAUGGAUCGUCUUGGAUGGCAUUAACCAGAUGUGGCCUCCAGUGCACAGGACCUGGCGGCUGAAUGAACGCCACUACGGCGGUUUGACUGGGUUAAACAAAGCUGAGACUGCUGCCAAGCAUGGUGAGGCCCAGGUCAAGAUAUGGAGGCGCUCCUAUGAUAUCCCUCCUCCUCCCAUGGAGGCAGACCAUGACUAUUACAGUGUCAUUAGCAAGGACCGGCGUUAUGCUGAUCUGACUGAGGACCAGCUACCUUCUUGUGAGAGCCUGAAGGACACUAUUGCCCGUGCCCUACCAUUCUGGAAUGAAGAGAUUGUUCCUCAAAUCAAAAAGGGCAAGAGGGUGCUGAUUGCUGCCCAUGGCAACAGUCUGAGGGGUAUAGUGAAGCAUCUGGAAGGUAUGUCAGAGGAAGCCAUUAUGGAGCUGAACCUCCCUACAGGCAUCCCCAUUCUCUAUGAGCUGGACAAGAACUUGAAGCCCAUCAAGCCAAUGCAGUUCCUGGGAGACAAGGAGACUGUGCGGAAGGCCAUGGAGGCGGUGGCAGCACAGGGCAAGGCCAAGAAGUAGAGUUUCCUUCCUUAGGCCAACUUUUACCAGGGGAUUACUUGUCAGCACCGAAUGGCUCUAAAAGGAGUUACCACUACUGACACCACACAACAUCAGGAUUCAGUGUGGGUUUGCAUUUGAAAUUGUUUUGUAUAUUCAUUUGCAUUGUGUGUGAACUGUUAUUUUAGUGUGUCUAAAUAACACAUAAAUAGUAUUUAUUGACCAAACCUGUAUACAGGGACCACUAAAGUUGUCUUUAAAAUUUCUCAUUCUUCCACGGAAUGUCUUUCAUAAUUUGCAGUGGACCACAAAGCAUACUAAAAUUUUAUUAGGCUGUACAAAGAGGGAUUGUAACAUGAAAAAGACUCCUUAUACGGUUAUCAUCAUAGCAGAGAGGCUUUAAAACGGGAAGGAAUGUGGUCUGCUCAGUUUACAAAUGUAAACACAGUUCUAAGAAGUAAUGUCAUGCUUGUUCCUCAUGUGUUUAGACAAAUCUCUUUUAUUUGGGCUCUGAGAACAUUUAAAGGGAGUGAAGACAAGGUACUUAGAUCCCCAAUAUAGUUAAUGACGGUUAUGCCAUGCUACAGCAAGGGAGUCAGCCGAAGUGCUCUGCACAUCAUGUAUCAUAUGUAUUGUUGUCAAACUGUGUAAACUGAGAGGAUGAAUAAAAUCUUUAAACCCAUGCAACAAUUCAA
This is a messenger RNA of Colossoma macropomum (tambaqui), 1549 nucleotides long. It is a transcript of the gene pgam1a, whose product is annotated as phosphoglycerate mutase 1a. The record is from RefSeq and is a predicted model, not a curated record. Gene Ontology annotation, molecular function: intramolecular phosphotransferase activity. Gene Ontology annotation, biological process: glycolytic process. The transcript is spliced from 4 exons. Lineage: Eukaryota; Metazoa; Chordata; Actinopteri; Characiformes; Serrasalmidae. Bases 111 to 875 code for a protein of 254 amino acids.